Molecule: messenger RNA, 820 nt
Organism: Pleuronectes platessa (European plaice)
Lineage: Eukaryota; Metazoa; Chordata; Actinopteri; Pleuronectiformes; Pleuronectidae
Gene: pip4p1a
Product: phosphatidylinositol-4,5-bisphosphate 4-phosphatase 1a
Exons: 7
Coding region: 8-820 (270 amino acids)
Biological process (GO): phosphatidylinositol dephosphorylation
Cellular component (GO): late endosome membrane; lysosomal membrane; phagocytic vesicle membrane
Molecular function (GO): phosphatidylinositol-4,5-bisphosphate 4-phosphatase activity
Source: RefSeq, a predicted model, not a curated record
UCUCGGUAUGGCGGACGGCGAGCGGUCCCCGUUACUAUCCGACCUGGGAGAUGGAGCUCUCGGCAGCGGUAACGGCGGAGUGUCUCCCGGCGCGGCGCCCUACGGUGUGCCCACCAAACCCCUGAGCUUUCCCCCGUUCCCCAGCCCAACUCAGCCCUCGUUGCUCCUCGGGGAGGAUCCUCCACCCUACUCCCCGCUCACCUCCCCGGAGAGCGGCAGUGCCCCUGUUAUCAACUGCAGGGUGUGUCAGAGCCUGAUCUCCGUGGAGGGCAAGAUCCACCAACACGUGGUGAAGUGUGGGGUCUGCAAUGAAGCCACGCCCAUUAAGAACGCCCCAGCAGGGAAGAAGUACGUUCGCUGCCCUUGCAACUGUCUGCUCAUCUGCAAAGUCACUUCCCAGAGGAUCGCCUGUCCCCGACCAUACUGUAAGAGGAUAAUAAAUCUGGGUCCAGUUCAUCCUGGUCCUGCCAGUCCUGAUCCCCAGCCAGCCGGGGCCCGCGUCUCCUGUGGACACUGCAGCAACACCUUCCUGUGGACAGAGUUCACAGACCGGACGCUGGCCAGAUGCCCACACUGCAGGAAAGUCUCCUCCAUUGGUCAGAGGUACCCCCGGAGGCGGAGCUUGUGGUGUUUUCUACUCUGCUUGCUUUUUAGCAUUUCCACCGCCGGGCUGAUGGCCGGGACGUGGGUGAAGGCUCAGACCUUCCAGGGGAUCUACGCCUCGUGGGCCGUGCUGCUGCUCCUGGUUCUCAUCACCUUAGCCCGGGCCUUUUACUGGGCCUGCAUGAGGGUCAGUCAGCCCCUCCAGAACUUCACAUAG